AUGUGUCAACCAAGUGGAAACAAGAACACGCAGAUCAAGAUGGCAUCGUCCAUGAGUGGGAUGUUUCCCGGUCAGCAGCCGCCCAGUGCGCAUCCCGUGGGGGGUCCCGGUGGACCCGGGCAGUCGGGCUUUCCCGGUACCACUCCCAGGGCUCAGGGAAACAACACGCUGGUGGAUGAACUGGAGGCUUCUUUCGAGGCAUGUUUUGCAUCCCUGGUAAGCCAAGACUAUGUUAAUGGAACAGACCAGGAGGAGAUUCGAACUGGUGUCGACCAGUGCAUACAAAAGUUUCUGGACGUGGCUCGACAGACAGAGUGCUUCUUCCUUCAGAAAAGGCUUCAGUUAUCUGUGCAGAAACCAGAGCAGGUGGUGAAAGAGGAUGUGUCAGAGUUACGUAAUGAGCUACAGAGGAAAGAAUUGCUGGUUCAGAAGCACUUGUCCAAAUUGCACCACUGGCAACAAGUGCUCGAGGAUGUGAGCGUUCAACAUCGCAAACCCACAGACCUUCCUCCUCCUGGACCACUGGCCUUCCUGGAGCAGGCCUCUGCUAGUCUGCCCCCUGCCACUUUAAAACCAAACUAACACACAAGCGCUGCAGGAAAGUACACACCAUGUAUGUCAUGUGCUGCCCAUUAUAAACCUGUGAGGAAACUGGAGAACAGUUUGGAGUCGAGGAAAAUCCUUCACACAGAUUGUUUUGAUUAAUGUAAAUAUUUCUGCUCGUGACUGUUUUUUUUUACUGUAAAGUUAAAAUAAAAUUUGUGUGUAUUUUGAAUCUGGA
Molecule: messenger RNA, 781 nt
Organism: Toxotes jaculatrix (banded archerfish)
Lineage: Eukaryota; Metazoa; Chordata; Actinopteri; Toxotidae
Gene: med28
Product: mediator complex subunit 28
Cellular component (GO): mediator complex
Source: RefSeq, a predicted model, not a curated record